Messenger RNA from Clonostachys rhizophaga, 1677 nucleotides. NCBI's taxonomy places the organism in Eukaryota, Fungi, Ascomycota, Sordariomycetes, Hypocreales, Bionectriaceae. The record is from the annotation of a GenBank genome assembly.
AUGGAUCCCAAUACUUCAGCCUUCCACGCCCAGGCGAACGCCGCGGCCCGCCAAAACAACGCCGCUCAUGCUGCCCCUGGGGGAGUUAAUGGAGCAGAUGCCAAUUCUAUGAUGAGCCACUUUGCUGGCCUCUCUCUUCAUGGCAUGAACAUGACCCAGCCAGGUCCUAUUGCUGUCGGACCAACCCCUUGGAUUGGGGCCCCCUCUGGGUUUGUUGGAAUGCCUCAAACCAUGUAUGACCACUUUGCCAUGGGCCAUGCCCAGAUGAGCGAAGUUCCCUAUGCUGCUCAGAUCCCAGCUCAUGGUUCUGGUGGACCUCUCUAUGGACUCCACGUCCCACUUAACACUUCCAUGAUGCCCUACACCCCAGGACGUCCUACUGGUCCUCACCCUCGCGCCGAUCGUGGCCACUCUGAUGUUCCAGGUCUUGAGAACCGUCGCGGUUCUUACUCAACCAAUGAGUCUACUCCUACAACUCCAUUCUGGGGUGGUGUCGCCAGUCGUGAAGGUGGCGGUCCCCGGGUCGCCAGCGGUGACCGAUCUACUUACACAACUCCAUCUCCUCAGCAGCUUGGAAUGUCUGCUCUUCAUGUUGAAACAUCGAAGCCUGCUGUCGUCUCAGAGGCGAUCUUGGAAGAGCUUUCGAACCGCAAGCCCGCCAUCCCCAAGGCGGUGCCUGCCGUUUUCACCCCACCUGGUCAGAUGAAGAGCCUCGAGCAGAGUCUUGAGAACCGUAUUCCUGGCAACCGCAAUGUUUACAUUCGCGGUCUUCAUCCUACCACAGAUGACGAACUGCUCUUCCUUUUUGCCAACCGUUUCGGUGCAGUCGAGACUUCCAAGGCUAUCAUCGAUACAGGAACUGGUGCUUGCAAGGGCUUCGGAUUUGCCAAGUUUGUCGAUGCCCAGAGCUCCGAAAUGUGCAUCCGAGGAUUUCAUCGCCUUGGCUAUGAAGUCGGCUUUGCUCGUGAAUCCUUCAACUCCCGGCUCAAGGCCCAGGGAGACGAUGGUUCCACCAACUUGUACAUUUCCAAUCUGCCCAAGACCCUGAACGAAGUGGAGCUUGGAACUAUCUUCCUUGGCUACAACAUUCUCUCUAGCAAGAUUCUUCGUGACAGCAUGGGCAACAGUCGCGGCGUCGGGUUUGCUCGAUUUGAGGGCCGUACUGUUUGCGAUGAAAUCAUCCGCAAGUUCAAUGGCGUUAGCAUCGGACACGAGGGCAUGUUGAUGAACAUUCGUUACGCCGAUACUCCUGCUCAGAAAGAGCUCAAGCGUGUGACUGCCGAGCGCCGCCAGUUCCGCACCAACGAGUACAACAUUGGCGCCUAUGGUACUCCCCUUGUUGGUCUGAGCCCAAACAUGUACACCCAGACCCAGUGGCGACGCAACGGUGCUCCUCCCUCUGGAAGUGAGGGAUCAUCUAGCGCUCGAGCUGGUGGCCAGAGUGCCGUUGGACAUAAGGGAUCUCAGCGUGAUGACUCCCAGGCGGCCACAAGCGAUACAACGGAUUCCGCAGUCUCUUCUCCGAAUUCUUCCGAGUGUGACGAGGGCGUGACUAUUCAUGCGGAUCCAGCUGUCGAGGCCGUUGACACUUUGAGCGGUGUUUCUUCUCCAUCUGCAUACCAGGAGGUGAAGAAGAAGGAAAUUGUUAACAAGGAGGUCAUCAAGAAUGAAGUCUGA